Messenger RNA from Phacochoerus africanus (Common warthog), 1541 nucleotides. RefSeq names its product cofilin 2 (gene CFL2). The transcript is spliced from 4 exons. The record is from RefSeq and is a predicted model, not a curated record. Gene Ontology annotation, cellular component: actin cytoskeleton; actin cortical patch; cytoplasm. Lineage: Eukaryota; Metazoa; Chordata; Mammalia; Artiodactyla; Suidae. Gene Ontology annotation, molecular function: actin filament binding. Gene Ontology annotation, biological process: cell motility; actin filament severing; actin filament fragmentation. Bases 168 to 668 code for a protein of 166 amino acids.
UUUCAGGGAUGGGACAGCCUGUAUUUGUCCCUUUCCCUCUACCUUCCAGUUACUUCACCUCCAAACCUCUUUUUAAAAGAAGGAUGAAUGGGGCAGGAUGAGUUAGAAUCCUUAGGUGCAUCAAGGACUGGUACUUAAAAUGUGGCAAAUUUGAUUGGACUACUUGCAUGGCUUCUGGAGUUACAGUGAAUGAUGAAGUCAUCAAAGUUUUUAAUGACAUGAAAGUAAGGAAAUCUUCUACACAAGAAGAGAUCAAAAAAAGAAAGAAAGCAGUUCUCUUCUGUUUAAGCGAUGACAAAAGACAAAUAAUUGUAGAGGAAGCAAAGCAGAUCUUGGUGGGUGACAUUGGUGAUACUGUAGAGGACCCCUACACAUCUUUUGUGAAGUUGCUACCUCUGAAUGAUUGCCGAUAUGCUUUGUACGAUGCCACAUACGAAACAAAAGAGUCUAAGAAAGAAGACCUAGUAUUUAUAUUCUGGGCUCCUGAAAGUGCACCUUUAAAAAGCAAGAUGAUUUAUGCUAGCUCUAAAGAUGCCAUUAAAAAGAAAUUUACAGGUAUUAAACAUGAGUGGCAAGUAAAUGGCUUGGACGAUAUAAAGGACCGUUCAACACUUGGAGAGAAAUUGGGAGGCAACGUAGUCGUUUCACUUGAAGGAAAACCCUUAUAAAAUGACAGUCAAGUGCCAUCCGGAUCUUAAGGAGCUUCCAUUUCUCCAGCUCAGUCGAUUGGAAUAGUAUUAGGUGUUUUUUUUUUUUCUUUCUUUCUUCCUUUUCCCACUGGGUCCUUCCAACACAGUGAAUGAAGGAAAUACCAUUCAUGUAAGCAGCCUAUCAGUGAUUGCCAUUAGACUGUUUAAUACUGUUACUUUUAUGUAGAACCCAAGGAAUGCCUUCCCCUCAUAUUUUAGCCAAAACAACUGAUUACAUGCCUCCCUUGCAGCAAGCACUACAAUGAAUGUGAUUGUCAAUGUGAAUAGUUUAGAAUACUGCAAAGGGUUAAGCUAAUUGAAUGCCUUGAAAGCAUUAUCCACUGGUAAGAUGGUAAACUUUAUUCAGUAUUAUUUAUAGUUGCACUUGAUCGCAGUUCUGUGAGGCUCGAGCAUUCAUACACCUCACCUGCCUUGGCAAGCCAAUUUUUUGUGACUUGGCAGCACGGAUAUAACACUAUGCAUUGAAAGCACUUUUUUUGUAAUGAGUUUAAUCUCCCACCUCAAAAGGAAUGCCAAUUAAGUUGUGUUAACUGUGUCAUCAGCUUAUCCUAGUACCUCAGUGUUCAUUCCUGUUACCUGCGAAUCUUCCUAAAAGAAAUAGCAAUUAUCAAUGCCUUUUUGUUUUCCAUUGAGUAUACACUACUGAGUAAGUGUAGGAGUUUUAUGUUUACCAUGUAAGUAUGUAAGUCUUGCAACACUAAAGAUAUUUUGAAUAUCAGUCAUGAUGGCAAUUUCUGUAUAAAAGAGCCUUAAAUGGAACAUUGUUUUUGAGAUCAACUCCCCACCCUCACAAAAAUGGCCACGUUGCAAUAAAAAUUGUGGCAUAUUACA